GGUUGAAGACCUCACAUCCAAUUGGAUGUCCAAACCCUCUACAUUAAGCAAACGUAAAAAAAUAGUGCUUUAUACUUAUCUACAUGUACAUAACUGUUGUCUGUAAUUUACAUAUGUAAGGUGCCAUGUGUUUUGGAAAUUAAUUGCUGCCAUAUGUACUUACAGUUGUGACGUGUGGCGUAAAGAUAAUUAUUUAUAAAUACUAACAGAAAUCUACGUAGUGCAAAGAUAUUUUUUGGAUUUUUAAUAAAUAAGACUUUUCAUAAUCAAGUGAGAACUUAACAAAUUCAAAUAUAUAAAAUGGAAGAAAUAAAUCGAAUAAGAAAAUGGGAGUGCUCGAAACGUUUUAAAACCAAUGCUCAUCUAAGGAGACAUGUCGUCGUUCACGACCUAGAUGGACAAAUAAAAUGCGAGAUUUGCGGCAAAACAUUGACAACUUUAUCUCUACCAGGCCAUCUUUCAAACGUGCAUGGAAAUCAGGAAAAUUUGCCAUGUGACAUUUGUCACAAAGAGUUCCGUUCUCUCCCAUAUUUACGACAACAUAUAAAAACCGCUCAUUGCGCGACCCCACGAUUAAGAAUUCCAUGCAGAUUUGAAGCUUGUGGCAAGUCAUUUAUGACAAAGGCAAGUCUACGGACGCACUUUAAAACGGAGCAUGAAGCAAAUUCGGUUCGAUUUGCUUGUCCCAUUUGUGGAAAAAAAUUUAAACUUCAGGGCGCUUUAACUCAACACCUUGGCACUCAUACGACGGAGAAACCUUUCAAAUGUGGGACGUGUGGGAGGAGCUUCGUUACGAUGAGUGUACUCAGACUACACCACCAGGCGAUCCAUUUGGACAAUUCUGCUCGGAUUAGAUUUACUUGUCCUGAGUGUCCGUGGACCUUUUUAUCCAAGUCGGGCAUCCACUGUCAUACAAAAUAUUAUCAUUCCACCCUGAAACAAUAUUCAUGUCCGUCAUGCCAAUUCAAAACCCAAUACAAGAUCAACAUGUCCACCCAUUUUAAGCGGAUGCACGACCCAGCUUCUAGAAGACUGUUUGAGUGCUAUUUUUGUGGCAGGAAGUUGAUAUCUAGAGCAGGUCUAGAUCGUCAUAUCAAUACUCAUACGACGGAACGAGAACAAGUGCGGUGCACUUUUCCCGGAUUCGGUAGCACAUUUUCGAGCAAGUAUAGUGUUAACGGGCACUGGAAAAUGGAGCAUGCCGAGAAUCCCGUCCGUUUUGGGUGUACCUUGUGCACAAAGGAAUUUAAAAAUAGGGGGAAUUUGAACAAACACAUUGCCACUCAUACGAAGGAGAAAACCAACAAGUGUGCCACGUGUGGGUGGAGUUUUUUAGAUAUCAGCGCCCUUGUAAGGCAUAGGUGGACGCACCAACAAGACUCGACCGGUCAACCAGUUUUCCCUUGCCAGGAAUGCCCUCGCACUUAUCUAGACAAGAAUAGUCUUACGUUUCACGUAAAAAGCUAUCACAGUUCUGCAGCAACGAUACAUUCUUGCAAGUUUUGCGACUAUACAACCAACUAUAAAUCUCAUCUAAAUCGUCACAUGAAACGGAAGAACAAUUUUAAAGGAUAGACUACCAGGUAUUUGUGUAGAAACAAAUCUUCAGAUGCUCUGGGCAGAAAAAUCACAUUAUAAACAAAUACACGGUAGCGAUAAAUAUUUGAUGCUUUACAAAUAGAAAUUUAGUUAUAAUAAGAUGACGAAUUAAAUCUAAUUCUUUAUCCGGAAGACUUUUUAAAUUUAGACUACAAAGAUUGAAAAUCGUUGCGUUAUAAAAGCUAUAUAGUUAACCUCAAUAUGAAAAAGUUACAUACUGCUAGAUUAAAUUCACAAAUAUUGGACACAAUAAUUAAUUACUUAUUACUGCUGCGUGUUGAUUCAAUUAGCAUGAUUACAUGCUCGACUUUGACUCACGGAAUAUGUAUGUAUCAAAAAUCGAUUAACUAUUUACAUAUGUAUGUAAAUAUAGAUUUAAGAACUGAACCUACAUACGUACAAAGAGCUUACACAAUUAUGAGCUACUUUUUUUUGAAGAUAUGUUUUGAAAUUUGCGCGUAAAUUUGAUCAAGAACAUAAUACAUAAAUCAAGAAUGGAUAAUAAAG
Molecule: messenger RNA, 2106 nt
Organism: Folsomia candida
Lineage: Eukaryota; Metazoa; Arthropoda; Collembola; Entomobryomorpha; Isotomidae
Product: gastrula zinc finger protein XlCGF57.1-like
Exons: 4
Coding region: 301-1575 (424 amino acids)
Source: RefSeq, a predicted model, not a curated record